UGGCAACAUUUUCAAAUGCUUGCAUAAGAUAGUUCUUGUGAUUAUGAAUAGCUUUAUAAGAUUGAUCAAUGACCCCGAGAUGACCUGUGAAGAAUUAUCAUCAUUCUUUAGACUUGGACCCCAAAGUGGAGCUUUAACAAGAACUGAUUUUGGAAACUGGGUGUUUUCACAGUCCUGUGUUUGGUAUGGAGAGUGUGGAAUUGCAUCUGGAGAUAAGAGGUACAAUUGCAGAUAUUCUGGGCCACCAAAACCACUGCCAAAGGACGGGUAUGACCUAGUGCAGGAACUCUGUCCAGGAUUCUUCUUUGACAAUGUCAGUCUUUGUUGUGAUGUUCAGCAGCUUCAGACACUAAAAGGCAACCUGCAGCUGCCUCUACAGUUUCUGUCCAGAUGUCCAUCCUGUUUUUAUAACCUAAUGAACCUGUUUUGUGAGCUGACAUGUAGCCCUCGACAAAGUCAGUUUCUGAAUGUUACAGAAACUGAAGAUUAUGUUGAUCCUGUUACACACCAGAACAAAACAAACGUAAAAGAAUUACAGUUCUAUGUUGGAGAGAGUUUUGCCAAUGCAAUGUACAAUGCCUGCAGGGACGUGGAGGCCCCCUCAAGUAAUGACAAAGCCCUGGGACUUCUCUGUGGGAAGGACGCCGAUGCCUGCAAUGCCACCAACUGGAUCGAGUACAUGUUCAAUAAGGACAACGGCCAGGCACCCUUCACCAUCACACCCAUUUUUUCAGAUCUCCCAGCCCAUGGGAUGGAGCCCAUGAACAAUGCCACCAAGGGCUGUGACGAGUCUGUGGAUGACGUCACCGCGCCGUGCAGCUGCCAGGACUGCUCUGCGGUCUGUGGCCCCAAGCCCCAGCCACCGCCCCUUCCUGUUCCCUGGAGAAUCUUAGGCCUGGAUGCCAUGUAUGUCAUCAUGUGGAUCACCUACAUGGCAUUUUUGCUCGUGUUUUUUGGAGCAUUUUUUGCCGUGUGGUGCUAUAGAAAACGGUAUUUUGUCUCUGAGUACACCCCCAUUGACAGCAAUAUAGCUUUCCCUAUAAAUGCCGGUGACAAAGGAGAGGCACCCUGCUGCGACCCACUCGGUGCAGCAUUUGAGGGCUGUUUGAGGCGGCUCUUCACACAGUGGGGCUCCUUCUGUGUCCGAAACCCCGGCUGUGUCAUUUUCUUCUCCCUGGCCUUCAUUGCUGCCUGUUCCUCAGGCCUGGUGUUUGUCCAAGUCACGACCAAUCCAGUUGACCUCUGGUCAGCUCCCAGCAGCCAGGCACGCCUGGAAAAAGAGUACUUUGACACCCACUUUGGGCCUUUCUUCCGCACGGAGCAGCUCAUCAUCCGGGCCCCCCACACUGACAUGCACAUUUACCACCCGUACCCCUCAGGAUCCGACGUGCCCUUUGGAGCUCCGCUCAACAAACAGAUCUUGCACCAGGUUCUUGACUUACAGACAGCUAUCGAAAACAUUACUACAUCUUACAACAAUGAGACCGUGACACUUCGAGACAUCUGCUUGGCCCCUCUCUCACCGUAUAACAAGAACUGCACCAUCAUGAGUGUGUUAAAUUACUUCCAGAACAGCCACUCCGUUCUGGACCACGAAAUAGGGGAUGACUUCUUUGUGUAUGCGGAUUACCACACACACUUUCUGUACUGUGUACGGGCUCCUGCCUCCCUGAACGAUACCAGCCUGCUCCACGAUCCCUGUCUGGGUACGUUCGGUGGGCCGGUGUUCCCGUGGCUCGUCCUAGGAGGCUAUGACGAUCAAAACUACAAUAACGCCACAGCCCUUGUGAUUACCUUUCUUGUCAACAAUUACUAUAAUGAGACUGAGAAGCUCCAGAGGGCCCAGGCCUGGGAAAGAGAGUUUAUUAACUUUGUGAAAAACUACAACAAUUCGAAUCUCAGCAUUUCUUUCACUGCUGAACGAAGUAUCGAAGACGAACUAAACCGUGAAAGUGACAGUGAUGUCUUCACCAUUGUAAUCAGCUAUGCCGUCAUGUUCCUGUACAUCUCCAUAGCCUUGGGCCACAUCAAAAGCUGCAGCAGGCUUCUGGUGGAUUCUAAAAUCUCCCUGGGCAUCGCAGGUAUCCUCAUCGUGCUGAGCUCAGUGGCCUGCUCGCUGGGCAUCUUCAGCUACGCUGGGAUCCCCCUCACCCUCAUUGUGAUUGAAGUCAUCCCAUUCCUGGUGCUGGCUGUUGGGGUGGACAACAUCUUCAUUCUGGUCCAGACCUACCAGAGAGAUGAACGUCUUCAAGGGGAAACCCUGGACCAGCAGCUGGGCAGGGUCCUCGGAGAAGUGGCUCCCAGCAUGUUCCUGUCGUCCCUUUCAGAGGCAGUAGCGUUUUUCUUAGGAGCCCUGUCAGUGAUGCCCGCCGUUCACACUUUCUCUCUGUUUGCGGGGAUGGCGGUCCUCAUCGACUUCCUGCUUCAGAUUACCUGUUUCGUGAGUCUCUUGGGGUUAGACAUCAAGCGUCAAGAGAAAAACCGACUGGACAUCCUCUGCUGUAUCAGAGUUCCCGACGAUGGAGCUGGCGGCCAGACCUCAGGGAGCUUCUUGUUCCGCUUCUUCAAGAACUCCUAUUCUCCACUUCUGCUGAAGGACUGGAUGCGGCCGAUCGUGAUAGCAGUAUUUGUGGGUGUUCUGUCAUUCAGCAUUGCGGUCCUGAACAAAGUAGAAAUUGGAUUGGAUCAGUCUCUUUCAAUGCCAGAAGACUCCUACGUGAUGGAUUAUUUCAAGUCCCUCAGUCAGUACCUGCACGCAGGCCCGCCUGUCUACUUCGUGCUGGAGGAGGGGCACGACUAUACUUCCCUGAAGGGGCAGAACAUGGUGUGCGGGGGCAUGGGCUGCAACAACGACUCCCUGGUGCAGCAGAUAUUCACUGCGGCCGAGCUGGACAACUAUACCCGAAUAGGCUUUGCUCCCUCGUCCUGGAUUGACGACUACUUCGACUGGAUUAAGCCGCAGUCGUCUUGCUGUAGAGUCUACAACAGCACCGAGCAGUUCUGCAACGCUUCAGUGGUCGACCCUGCCUGUGUCCGCUGCAGGCCUCUGACUCCAGAGGGCAAACAGAGACCUCAGGGUGAAGACUUCAUGAGAUUCCUGCCCAUGUUCCUUUCUGAUAACCCGAACCCCAAAUGUGGCAAAGGGGGACAUGCUGCUUAUGGGUCGGCAGUUAACAUCCUUGGCAAUGGCACGGGUGUUGGAGCCACACACUUCAUGACCUACCACACCGUGCUCCAGACCUCCGCCGACUUUAUUGACGCCAUGAAGAAGGCCCGCCUCAUUGCUGAUAACAUCACCAACACCAUGAGCCAGGAAGGCAGUAAUUAUCGUGUGUUCCCAUACAGUGUGUUCUAUGUCUUCUACGAACAGUACCUGACCAUUAUUGACGACACGGUCUUCAACCUCUGCGUGUCCCUGGGAGCCAUCUUUUUGGUGACCGUGGUUCUCCUGGGCUGUGAACUGUGGUCUGCAGUGAUCAUGUGUGUCACCAUUGCCAUGAUCUUGGUCAACAUGUUUGGCGUCAUGUGGCUGUGGGGCAUCAGUCUGAAUGCGGUUUCCCUGGUCAACUUGGUCAUGAGCUGUGGCAUCUCCGUGGAGUUCUGCAGCCACAUAACGAGAGCGUUCACAGUGAGUGCGAAGGGGAGCCGCGUGGAGCGGGCAGAAGACGCGCUCGCCCACAUGGGCAGUUCUGUAUUCAGUGGAAUCACACUUACAAAAUUUGGAGGGAUUGUGGUGUUGGCCUUUGCCAAAUCUCAGAUUUUCCAGAUAUUUUACUUCAGGAUGUAUUUAGCUAUGGUCUUACUGGGAGCCACUCAUGGAUUGAUCUUCCUUCCUGUCUUACUCAGUUAUAUAGGACCAUCAAUAAAUAAAGCCAAAAGUCUGGCCACUCAAGAGCGAUAUAAAGGCACAGAGAGAGAACACCUCCUAAAUUUCUAACCCCCUUACAGGU
Molossus molossus (Pallas's mastiff bat) is the source of this 3950-nucleotide messenger RNA. RefSeq names its product NPC intracellular cholesterol transporter 1 (gene NPC1). The transcript has 25 exons. NCBI's taxonomy places the organism in Eukaryota, Metazoa, Chordata, Mammalia, Chiroptera, Molossidae. Gene Ontology annotation, molecular function: lipid carrier activity. Gene Ontology annotation, cellular component: membrane. Bases 44 to 3937 code for a protein of 1297 amino acids. The record is from RefSeq and is a predicted model, not a curated record.